Ricinus communis (castor bean) is the source of this 695-nucleotide messenger RNA. RefSeq names its product ubiquitin-related modifier 1 homolog 2. Gene Ontology annotation, biological process: tRNA thio-modification; protein urmylation. Gene Ontology annotation, molecular function: protein tag activity. The transcript is spliced from 4 exons. Bases 195 to 494 code for a protein of 99 amino acids. Gene Ontology annotation, cellular component: cytoplasm; nucleus. NCBI's taxonomy places the organism in Eukaryota, Viridiplantae, Streptophyta, Magnoliopsida, Malpighiales, Euphorbiaceae. The record is from RefSeq and is a predicted model, not a curated record.
CUUCGAAAAAAUUCCUAAACCCGUUUGGGUCAUAUCUAAUUAAAUUGGUAGGCCAACUUUGACCCGAAUCGACCCAAGCCCACAAAAAUAAAACGACCUCGUUUAAAACUGACCGUCGAAUGAAGAAGAGUAGCGUAGCGUGUUUUCUCUUCUCCAUCACUCUAGGGUUUGAACUCUGAGCAGAAACAUUGAACAUGCAACUCACCCUUGAAUUCGGUGGGGGGCUAGAGCUUCUCUGUGAUUCAGUGAAGAUUCAUAAUAUCAAUGUUGAUCCCAAAAAUGGAGCAGACAAGUUAACCAUGAAAGACUUGCUUGCUUGGGUUCGCAACAAUUUGAUCAAGGAAAGACCUGAAAUGUUCAUGAAAGGGGAUUCAGUGAGACCUGGCGUUCUUGUGCUCGUGAAUGAUUGUGAUUGGGAGCUUAGUGGCCAGCUUGAUACCACACUGGAAGAGAAGGAUGUUGUUGUUUUUAUUUCAACGUUGCACGGUGGAUAGUUGAUUGUUGCAGCCUUCAGAUUAUAGCUUUAUUUGUGAACUUCACCUCUAAAGAUAAUGUUACGCUAAGAGAGGAUGCAUGAUUUUGGGCAAUGCUUGUUCUAACUUCCUGUAUUCUAUCCCAUAGUUGUUAAUGAAUUAUUAGCACUGGUUAUUGCACUGUAUUGUGUAUUAUGACAAUGAUAAAGGCUUUACUAAAAA